Gymnodraco acuticeps is the source of this 3933-nucleotide messenger RNA. It is a transcript of the gene spag1b, whose product is annotated as sperm associated antigen 1b. Bases 35 to 2716 code for a protein of 893 amino acids. The record is from RefSeq and is a predicted model, not a curated record. Gene Ontology annotation, cellular component: mitochondrion; cytosol. Gene Ontology annotation, molecular function: heat shock protein binding. Lineage: Eukaryota; Metazoa; Chordata; Actinopteri; Perciformes; Bathydraconidae. The transcript has 18 exons.
CACCUGGACUACGACUACAUUGGAAAAUGCAAAGAUGUCUGGCGACGAGGGCAUUUAUCCUCAUCUAAUUAUGUUCUGUGAGGAUCACUUGGAAAAACUGGACCCUAGGAGCCUGGCCCUCAGGAAGGAAAAGCCUGUGUCCACAGCUGCUUGCCUUCCAAAUGAUGAGUGGAGCCAAAUUGCUGAUGAGUUGAAGAAAUGGCAAGAAGAAACCAAAGCGUCAGAGACUUCACUGAAACAGCAGUCAAUGUUUGAUGCUCUGGUGUUUGAAAAUAUGCCACCUAUAAGAGGUUCCAAUUGCUCUGUUCCACUAUGCCAGACUUCAGUUAAAAAAGAAAAGUGGACUCUUUCAAAACACACUCUCCCACGUGAUUAUCGAGAAUGGGACAAGUUUGAUGUCGAAAAAGAGUUUGAAAAAAUCGACAGAAAUGUGGAUAAACAUGAUGCACCUGCCAUUAUAAACCAGGGACACCCCAAAAUCAAAACUAAAGUGGAUGCCUCAUUGCUGACACAACAGGAGAAGCUGCUUCUUGCAAAUCGCGAAAAGGAGAAAGGCAAUGAAGCUUUCAGAGCCAAGGAUUAUGAGGAGGCUGUUGCAUACUACUCCAGGAGUCUUUCCAUCCAACCGGCUGUGGCUGCAUACAACAACAGAGCACAGGCACAGAUACACCUCCAGAGCUGGCACGAUGCCAUGAGAGACUGUGAGAGGGUUCUGGAGCUGGAGCCUGGCAAUAUGAAAGCCUUGCUACGCCGUGGCACAGUUAAUAAUCACAUGGGCAACUUCCAAAUGGCUGUUGAAGACCUGAGGGUGGUGCUAAGGGAAGAGCCGCAGAAUGCUGCAGCCACGAAACUUCUAUUGGAAAUUGAGAAGAAGAUGAAGGAACGUCAACCCGAGCAGCGACGCAGAGGCAAACAAAUCCUCAUCCAAGAAGUAGAAGAGGAAGAUGACAACGAUAAAACCAGAGCCAAAGAGACUGCCCGUCCGGUUGAACCCAGCCAGCCUGUGGGAGGGGAGGAGAGCUCAGCUGCUCCUGUCGAGAGGGGAGACAUGGGUAACACUCAAAAGAAGCCCCACAGCAGAGGGGACGGGGGUCCUCACAGUGAGCCCAACAACUCCCACCACGGACACCGGAGAGGCAAAGGAGCGAGCGCAGACAAGUACAGAGUCACGCAGGAGUCCAAGGAGAAGGUGGCCAAUGGAUCCGGCAAGAGGGGCUCCACGGCUUCAGCCCCAGCUGAUCCCAGCAGCAGGAAAGAACCCCCGGUCGGAGGAAACGCAGGGGAAACCGUCAACCUUGAUGCUCCAUGUGGAGCCCUGCCCCCGCCUCUGUCCCGGCUAAAGAAUGAAGGAAACCUGCUGUUUAAAAAUGGACAGUUUGCCGACGCACUGGAGAAAUACUCACAAGCCAUCCAAGGCUUUACAGAUUCAGGAAUGAACAGUCCUGAGGAUCUAUGUAUUCUGUAUUCAAACAGAGCAGCCUGUUACCUUAAAGAUGGCAACUGUCAAGAGUGCAUACAGGACUGCACACGAGCCCUGGAGCUGCAGCCGUUCUCCCUCAAGCCCCUCCUGCGCCGGGCCACGGCUUAUGACUCUCUGGAGCGCUACCGCAAGGCCUACGUGGAUUACAAGACCGUCCUGCAGAUCGACAUCAGCGUGCAGGCAGCCAACGACAGUGUCAACAGGAUCACCCGGCAGCUGAUCGAGGAGGAUGGCCCGGAGUGGAGGGAGAAGCUCCCUGAAAUCCCCCUGGUGCCCCUGUCAGCACAGCAGCACCGCAGAGAGGGGCCGCCCAGUGCCGAGCUCCUGCAGGCCCGGGCCGAGAAGGCAGCCAGAGACGCAGAAAGGAAAGCAGAAGUCCAUUUUACAGCAGUGAAGCAAGAAGGGAACGACUUUGUGAAGAAGGGCCAAUACCAGGACGCACUGGGGAAGUACACUGAAUGCCUUAAGCUGAAGCCAGAGGAGUGUGCUGUCUACACCAACAGGGCCCUGUGCUACUUGAAGUUGGAGAGGUUUACUGAAGCCAAGCAGGACUGUGAUGCAGCUCUCAAAGUGGAUCCGACCAAUAAGAAGGCCUUCUACAGACGAGCCCUGGCUAACAGAGGCCUAAAGGACUAUAUGGCCUGCAGCUCCGACCUACAGGAGGUCCUGCAGCAGGACCCCAACGUGCAGGAGGCGGAGAAGGAGCUGGAGGAGGUGACGGUGCUGCUCAGACAGAGUCUGGCCAAUGUGUCACCAGCCAAGCCCAGGACGACUGUCCCCAUCACAGAGGUUGCUGGAGACGAGGAAACGCUGGGCGCUGCUCAGUCAGAGAGUCCCAGAGGGGAGGAACCCAUCAACCUUCAGCUGACCAACGCCUACGAGUACGGCCAGGCCCUGAACGCAGCGCGCUGCAGCGGGAACACGGCGGCCUGCGCGGCCCUGCUGGCCUCAACACCCCCCGAGAGGCUUCCCCACUUCCUGAGCACCCAGCUGGAUGGGAACACCAUCAGCUUCAUCAUGCAAGCACUGGACUCACACCUCCUGGAGAAAGACCCCCACCUGGUGUACCAACACCUCCAUCAUCUGCACACCACCCACAGGUUCUCGGUUGUAUUGAUGCUGCUGGAGAAGGACGAGCGUCGCUACAUGACCCAGCUGUUUGAGCAUCUGUCUGCUGUGCAGAGCGCAGAGUUCACUAAGAACGAUGUCCAGAAUCUGGCCAACAAGUACAUCUGACCCCCCAAAUCUCCCCCCCUCCCCCUGCUGCAUGAGCAUCUGCACCACUACAACUCUUGGAUCUAUGCAAAACGAUGCACAACAACUGAGUCCACAGACAGGAAGCUGCAGAAGGCGCCCCGGUGGAAUGUGUUCACUGCUGUGCUGUAGAUGAACUGAUCACUGUAUGUUUAAGUGACAGUAAGGAAUAUAUUUUUCUGCCCAGAACAUUUUGCUAUGCAGAUUUACUUUUGUACCACCAUUUGCAUUGUACAACAUCAAGGCAGUGGGAUAAUAUGGACCUUUCACUUUAGUGUAUUGAUACAAAAAGGUCCAAUGUACAAUUUCAUGCAACGCUACAGGCACGUGUUCCCCUCUCAGGACUGGCUCAUGUUCCCCGGAAGGAGUCCUUUGUUAUCGAGCUUCAUUCAGACAGCAGCUGAAAUCAGAAAUUAUAUUUAGUUCUGGGUGAAUAGAGCCAAGGAACAUGUGAGCUCAUUUGCUACUGAGCUAAGAAAGGUCUCUGUUGCUUUGGGUUUAAUCCAUAAGAUAAAUGAAGUUUUAUUUUGACCAUAUGUACUCUAUGAUCUGUGUGGGGGAAUGGACCUGCUUUCAUUGCUCUUCUGUGCAGUUUGAUAUCAGUAUCUGUUGAACUGAUAUAAACUGACAGUUGUAGAAAACAAGAUUCUUAUGUCAAGAGUCAAAGGCAGUUUGUUGUCUCAUGUCCAUAAGGAAUGACAGGAAGUCAUUCACCCAUUUGUUUACCAAAUGAGCCAUGCAGAUGUAACCUGCAGAGAAGCAGCAUCUUUAGACUUCAGGCUAGGGAUGAGUGUGCAGAUACUUCUAGAGAAAGAGUAUAUCUAUAUCACUUUUUAAUGGUUUGGAUUUAUGCAUAAUAAAUCAUACGUAUAUUCACUAAGCUACAUGCGCGUAAUUGUUUGAAAUAUGUCAUUUAUUUGCUAACUUUCAAUGUUUAGUAUUUCAUUAUUGAACAUUCCAGUCAUCCAAACCAUUGUUUUCAAAGGUUUUACAAAUUCUACAUGAAUGUACCAAAUGUAGUCAAGGGUGACAAGAGGCAAUAACUUCACAUGUUCCAGUUUCUUCUCACUGCGGUUUGAACGUACUUCAAUAGAGAUGUAGUGUUCACAGAGGGCUGUUCAAUCAACUGGGGAAAUGUUUUCUUCUCUGUGCUAAGGUGAAAUGAAAGUGUUAAAUAAAAAUAAAAUGGAUUAACAGUG